UGUGUUGGCCAGGGGGCUGAAACACUGCCAUCUAUGGGUGGUACAGCCAAACAAUCUCCAUUUAAAAUCACAUAGUACCUGAUUUAGGCCGCUGGUGGGGAUUGUAUCUAUCAUGAGGGCCUCCACUCCCCUCUAUAGCACUGCUUGCAGGAAUGAGUAGUGAGGGUAGGGGGCUCCUCUUAUCCCGUGCGUGUAUGUUUGUCUGUGUGUGUCAGACGGAGCUGGAGAACUUGGAGGCCACGCAGGGCAUGUCCUCAGAGACAGCCGUGACCUUCCUCAGCCGCCUGAUGGCCAUGGUGGAUGUACUGGUGUUCGCCAGCUCCCUCAACUUCAGCGAGAUCGAGGCUGAGAAGAACAUGUCCUCUGGGGGCCUGAUGCGGCAGUGCCUGAGGCUGGUGUGCUGUGUGGCUGUGAAAAACUGCCUUGAGUGCCGGCAGCGGCAGAGGGACAGGACUGUGAAGCCAUUCCUCCCCAACAGCAAGGCCCCAGACAAUCUGCAGAGCUCCACAGCGGCCGGAAAGGUGCCUGCAUCCACAGUGCCACCAUGCCCCCCCCCAGCCUUGUUUCAGCAUCACAGACACACCCGGCCUCUGCAUAUGCAGAGCAU
This is a messenger RNA of Paramormyrops kingsleyae, 607 nucleotides long. The record is from RefSeq and is a predicted model, not a curated record. NCBI's taxonomy places the organism in Eukaryota, Metazoa, Chordata, Actinopteri, Osteoglossiformes, Mormyridae.